AUGGAGGCUAGGAAGUUUGAAGUAGUGAGAUUUAUAUCGCGUGGGAAGUACUCUCUUGUCUACGAGGUAGGCUACACACAGGGCAACGACAAUAUCACCAGCACGACGUGGGCACUGAAGCGGUACUACCUGCAAAACGACUCCUCCAUUCAAUGUGCUCUUCGAGAGCGGAACAUACUUGUGCGGAUUGCUCGGGCAAGGAAGCAAUCGCCAUUCGUAGGAACCUUGUUGGAGAGUCUACGCAUCUGUGGUUCACCUGCUCUAGUUCUGCGUAAGGGAUGUGGCUUCGAUCUGCGAGAUCUCAUUGAAAUCAUUGGCCUUCUCAGUGAGAAGGAGGCACGUUUUUAUGCCUGUGAAGUUAUCAGUGGUUUGGAGCAUCUUCACUCCAUCGGAAUCGUGCAUUUGGAUGUGAAACCGAAAAACACACUCCUCGAUGACUCGGGUCACGUCUUCAUCACAGAUUUCGACAGCGCAUACGACAUGACUGCUGCGACAGGAGCGCCAAGACGUAUUGAUUUUGGUGGAACACCUCUCUUCAUGGCACCGGAGGUGAGGCACAAAGUAGACAUUACCACGAAGGCGGAUGUGUGGAGUCUGGGUAUCCUCGUGGCCGUCAUUAUUUACAAGCACGUCUCCGUACGCGAUUGGCUGCUUUCAGGUGAACUCAUGUUAGGCCAUGUGCCACGCGCCACCACGUGCCUUAAAGAGUUCUUCAUAGCCUGCCUCAGGCAAGAUUAUACAACACGAAUAGAUAUUCUAGGUGUAAAGUGCCUUGACUUCUUCAAAGGAGUUGAAUGGGAUGAGGUAGCAAGCCUCAAGCUAAAACCUCCCGUCCUACCGUGGAAGCUGAAAGUUGUCGACAGCAAGGACAGUGGCAGACAUGAUCCGCACGAUCCUAUCAUUCUCGCUGCCGCCUACAGCCAACAUAUGCCCCUGGCUGAUGCGCGUCUGCAAGCUAUAUACGACAAGCAUGGAGGGCGUCGAUCAAUGAGGGUGCCAGAAAAUAACAAGGAGAUCUUAAAACACACGUUGACAUCUGAGAGGAUUAAUGAGUUGUUUACCGACUUCGACUUCACAAAUCCUCACCCCCUUCCAUCCACCCAUGCCGAGGAUGCGAAUUCGACUGCCAAUGGCGAUCAAUGCGUGCCCUCCGAAGUGGAGCAAGGCAAUCCGGGUGGCUGUUCUUCAAAUUCAAGAUGCUGCGGCUGA
Molecule: messenger RNA, 1209 nt
Organism: Hydatigera taeniaeformis
Lineage: Eukaryota; Metazoa; Platyhelminthes; Cestoda; Cyclophyllidea; Taeniidae
Source: the annotation of a GenBank genome assembly